UACAGGAAGUAAGUGUAUAUGGAUGGCAUCUGUUCAAGAGAUGAUGCCUUGAUCAUUUUUUUUUAAAUUUAUACACACAACCUAACAACUGAGUUAUAACACAGUCAGUGUUAGUUAUUAUUAAAAUGCUCACUUGGCUUUCAGGGCCACUGUACAAUUUAAAUUUUUUCCUGAUUUGCUGCCAAAAAAUUAUCAAAAUUAAAUACAUGACGAUGUAUGCAAUGUAAUGUUUCUAUAUUUUCAUUUUCAUAUUUUCUAUUUUUUGCAAUGAAAUGCAUCAUUCAUUAAAAAUCGAUGGCAACAUGUUCCAGUGAGAAUAAAAUCUCUACUAGUUUGGUGACAUAUUGCUUAGCAAUGAUUGGUGAAACACGAAGGAAACUCCAAUGAUUGGUCAACUUCUGGAAAAAGUUGUGGUGAUUGGACAAAAUAAUAUGGUCGCUCAGGAUUCACAGGGAUUGGUUGAAUUUGUGUUAAUUGUUACGAUUGCAACUUCCUGGAGGGACUGAUUAACAUUUCAAAAGUGGUGUUUUGAAAGCAUGAAAAUAAAGCAAACUGCAUAGAAUGAGUCUGAAUUCAUUCUUUCACUCUAGUUUAAAGGUUCUCUAUGUAAGUUUCAUUAAACCGUUGUUAGUGAACUGCAGUCAGAGUCCUGUUGCAUCAUCCUGGGCAUCAGCCAAAACUGACAGACACUAAACUGACCGCUGGACAAUAAAUUACAAUCAUACUUUGCCAGAGGAUUUUUGUUUGCCUAGUUUGUUUUACUUUUCCACCACUAAGAGGAAACAUUGUACAUUUUACUCCACUACGUCUGUCUCAGACCAACAGACUGCUCUGCACUGCGUGUUCUGACCCCUUUCUAUCAGAACCAGCAUUAACUGUUUCAGCAGUUUGAGCCACAGUGGCUCGUCUGUUGGAUCGGCAGAAUGGGCCAGCCUUCACUCCCCACCUGCAUCAAUGAGCCAUGACCCUGUCUCCGGUUCUUUCUCUUCCUUGGACCACUUUUGAUAGGUACUGACCUCUGCAGACUGGGAACACCCCACAAGAGCUGCAGAUGCUCUGACCCAGUCGUCCAUCACAAUGUGGCCCUUGUCCAAGUGGCUCAGAUCUUCACGCUGCCCAUUUUUCUUGCUUGUAUUCAGUGUUAUUCACUGGCAGUGCUCUCAGUGUUGAGGGCUUAUCGGUGUCAAUUGAAAAUACUAAAAGAACAUAUUUGGCAAACUCUUGAAUGAAUAAAUAUUUAAAAUAAAAACAGAUCGGAGAAUGUUUAUUUAAACACUCACAAGAUAGUUGUUAUCAUUUUGCAUCUGUUGUUUACUGUGGACCGAAUCCUUCAUACAAGAGUUCUCCCUCGUCUCUCAGUCAUUUCUCUUUGGAAGGACUCAAGAAGCAGCACCACCAGCAAACCACUCCAAGUUCACACAUUCUGCACUGAGAAGAUGAGGCUGUUUCUCUUAUCCUGCGUCCUCUGCCUGAUGGCUCCUAUUGGCUACAGUCAGCUUCAUGGUCCUCCUGGUCCUCCUGGUCCUCCUGGUCCUCCUGGUCCUGCUGGUCCUCCUGGUUUUCCUGGUCGUACUGGUUAUUUUGGUCCUCCUGGUAUUCGUGGUCCUCCUGGUCCUCUUGGUCCUCCUGGCCGUGAUGGUUCCAAAGGGGACAGAGGAGGUGCUGGACCAGCUGGACCUCCUGGACCACGUGGACCACCUGGACCAGUAGAAAUGUGUGGACAAGAUCGCCUUGAUUCUGCUAUCCUGGAGACUGAACACUUAAGGAAGAGCUUUGCAAAGUUAGAGCUUGCUAUAAACUAUGACUUUGUCCGAAGAGUUGGUCAGAAAUACUUUGUGUCCUACAAGGAGAGAGACUCGUUCUCCAGGGCCGUCGAGUUCUGCUCCCAACAAGGUUUAGAUCUGGCUUUGCCCCAGAACGAGGAGGAGAACAUUGCACUGACUCAGUUCUUUGGGGACGUUAACAAAGAAGCCUGGAUCAACGUCAAUAAUAAAAAAGCAGAGGGGAACUUUGAGGCAGAUAUGAAUAACCAACCUCUGACCUUCACCAAAUGGGGAGAAGGGCAGCCAGACAAAUCCAUUGAGGCUACAGGCUGCACCAUGCUGUCAGAAAAUGGCGUCUGGCGAGUGACACACGAGUGCUUCCUGAAUGCUUACAUUAUUUGUCAGUUAUAGAGAGUUAUUGUACCCUACAGAAGAGGAUUAGGGCCACAUGUGAACAAUGUAUGUGAGUUCUG
Messenger RNA from Dicentrarchus labrax (European seabass), 2236 nucleotides. Its product is annotated as pulmonary surfactant-associated protein D-like. NCBI's taxonomy places the organism in Eukaryota, Metazoa, Chordata, Actinopteri, Moronidae. The coding region runs from base 1437 to 2174 and encodes 245 amino acids. The record is from RefSeq and is a predicted model, not a curated record. The transcript is spliced from 5 exons. Gene Ontology annotation, cellular component: rough endoplasmic reticulum; multivesicular body.